Messenger RNA from Gymnogyps californianus (California condor), 1932 nucleotides. It is a transcript of the gene PCBP4, whose product is annotated as poly(rC) binding protein 4. The transcript is spliced from 13 exons. Gene Ontology annotation, cellular component: cytoplasm; nucleus. Lineage: Eukaryota; Metazoa; Chordata; Aves; Accipitriformes; Cathartidae. Bases 58 to 1320 code for a protein of 420 amino acids. Gene Ontology annotation, biological process: negative regulation of mRNA splicing, via spliceosome. The record is from RefSeq and is a predicted model, not a curated record. Gene Ontology annotation, molecular function: mRNA binding.
GGGUGGCCGGCGGCGGAGGGACGAGGCGCACGGAAAGGCUCAGCUCGCCCUCCCGCCAUGGCAUCGCCGGACGGAGCCAGCGGCAUGGGCGGCAGCCCUGAGGAGACAGAGCUCAGCAUCACCCUGACCCUCCGCAUGCUCAUGCAUGGCAAGGAGAUCGGCAGCAUCAUCGGCAAGAAAGGAGAGACCGUUAAGAGGAUACGAGAGCAGAGCAGCGCGCGCAUCACCAUCUCGGAGGGGUCCUGCCCCGAGCGCAUCACCACCAUCACCGGCUCCACUGACGCCGUCUUCCGCGCCGUCUCCAUGAUCGCCUUCAAGCUGGAGGAGGACCUGGGAGUGGGGAGCGAUGGGGCAGCAGUGGGCAGAGCGCCGGUGACACUGCGCCUCGUCAUCCCGGCCAGCCAGUGCGGCUCGCUCAUCGGCAAGGCGGGAGCUAAGAUCCGGGAGAUCCGGGAGAGCACGGGGGCGCAGGUGCAGGUGGCCGGCGACCUGCUGCCCAACUCCACCGAACGGGCCGUCACCGUCUCAGGGGUGCCGGACACCAUCAUCCAGUGUGUGAGGCAGAUCUGCGCCGUCAUCCUGGAGUCGCCUCCGAAGGGGGCCACCAUCCCCUACCACCCUGGCCUCUCCCUGGGCACCAUCCUGCUCUCUGCCAACCAGGGCUUCUCCAUGCAAGGCCAGUACAGCGGGGUCUCUCCCGCAGAGAUGACGAAGCUGCAGCAGCUGUCAGGGCACACACUCCCCUUCGCCUCCCUGGGCCACGCACCCUCCAUGGUGCCAGGCCUGGACACCAGCUCCCAGAGCAGCUCCCAGGAGUUCCUGGUGCCCAAUGACCUCAUUGGCUGCAUCAUCGGCCGGCACGGCAGCAAGAUCAGCGAGAUCCGGCAGAUGUCGGGCGCCCACAUCAAGAUCGGGAACCAGACCGAGGGCUCCAGCGAGCGGCACGUGACCAUCACGGGGUCCCCUGUCAGCAUCACCCUGGCUCAGUACCUCAUCACAGCCUGCUUAGAGACGGCCAAAUCUACCUCCCAGGUGCCGCCGGGCCCUGGCUCCAUGGACCUCGGCGUGGGCUUCUCCCAGCCCCUCACUCCGGGCUCCAGCGCGGCGCUGCCCGCCGUCGCCCCGGCCCCCCCAGCCCUGCUGGGCACCCCCUACACCAUCUCCCUCUCCAACUUCAUCGGCCUGAAGCCGGUGUCCUUCCUGGCUCUGUCCCCGUCCUCCGUGGCGGGUCCUAACGGCGGCACCGCCACCUACACGACCAAGAUCUCGGCGGCCAAUGGCACCAAGAAAGCUGACCGGCAGAAGUUCUCACCCUAUUGAGCCCCGCUGGCGGGUGGGCAAGGGGGUCUGGGAUGCCACCCAGUGCCAGGGACACCUCCCUGCCGCCCACCAUGUCCCUCAGCCCCCCCCAGGCGCCCCAUGCCCAGGGUGGACCCCUCUGCCCCCCACCCCAGGGAAGGGAAGGGUCUUCCCGGCGGUGAUGCCCGCUGGAGGAAGGGGCUGCUCCGCUGCCUGCUGCCCGUCCUGGCAGCGCUGUGCCCCCCUCCCCGGUUUUCCUGCACGGGGACCACGUGCCCUGGUAUUGGGUGGGGGGGCUGUCUCUCCCAGCCUGGGGUCCCUUCUCCCAGUGCUCUGUGCCGGGGUGGGACCCCCACCUCCUGCCCCUUGCCCUGCCCACCCUGCCAUCCCACUCCUGCCCACCCUCUGGCUGGCACCCAAAAGCCAGGUCCUGCCAGAUGAGGGGCUGCCUGGCCUCUCUGGAGGUCCCCCUUCCCUUGGCUCUGGUGGGGGGCCCUCCCCGGGCCACCCCGGGGCAAUCGCCUCCCAGCAACCCCAUCCAAGAGCCGGUCCCUGCUGGCUUGGAAAUGCUGUAUAUAUAAGUCUAUAUUUUUUCCUCCUUUGUAACUUAUCAAUGGUUUAAUAAAAAGAUAA